This is a messenger RNA of Babesia microti strain RI, 1434 nucleotides long. RefSeq names its product U3 small nucleolar RNA-associated protein 15 homolog. Gene Ontology annotation, cellular component: nucleolus. The transcript is spliced from 7 exons. The record is from RefSeq and is a predicted model, not a curated record. The coding region runs from base 1 to 1434 and encodes 477 amino acids. Gene Ontology annotation, molecular function: protein binding. Gene Ontology annotation, biological process: rRNA processing; positive regulation of transcription by RNA polymerase I. NCBI's taxonomy places the organism in Eukaryota, Apicomplexa, Aconoidasida, Piroplasmida, Babesiidae.
AUGGGAGAGUACAAACCGCUGCCCCUGAAGCGUUCUGACUUGCAGCAGAGGUUCGAUAUUAGGGUGCGCAAGCGCAGUUUGUAUGCCAAACUAAAGCCCCUGGUUCGGCAGAAGGAAUCGCUUCCUAUAUCUAGCCUUUCACUUCCAGUCGUAUCUUCGGGGAGUAGACUGGCGAUAUCAUCGGGCACAAAGGUUUGGGUUCACGAUUUUGUGCUCGAUGCGAAUUACUAUAGCUAUACUGGCGCUACGUCGUUUAUAAGAUCAACGGCCUUUAGAAGUGAUUCUAAGUUGUUAUUGGCUUCUGACGAUUCGGGUGUGAUUCAUCUGUUGGCUACGACGUUGAAGUCUCUUUUAUGUAGAUUUACGGAGCACAGGAGUGCCGUUUACAGCACUUGUUUUUCGUACGACAAGGCGCAUAUGUUUUCGGGGAGUGACGACGGGACGGCCAAAUAUUGGGACAUUACGCAGUCAAAGUGCAUAACUACGUUUUUGGGGCAUUCGGAUAGGGUCAGGUCUGUGGCAACGCAGAGUAUUUUACACGAAACAAAUGUGUUGGCCACUGGGGGAUACGAUUCGGCUGCGUUAUUGUUUGACAUAAGAACCCCAUUGAAGCCGAUAUUCCAGUUACGGCACGAAUCGCCCAUUAACUGCGUCAAUUUUUCUGCCGACUGUUCUGUUUUGGUGACAGCCGGCGCAGACGGUUACGUCAACUUGUACGAUGUAGCAUCUGGGUACAAAUUAAUGGCGCAGAUGAAGGCGCAUACAAAGGCUGUGACAAAUGCCUUUCUUUUGGACGACCUUUUGGUGACGAGUUCGUUGGACUCCACGGUUAAAUUCAUUAAGUACAGGGCUGAGCGCGUGGAGCAUAUAUUUUACGCUCAAGCUUCGGUUAUGGCAUUGGCUAUCGCACUUGACGGCAAAACUAUCGCAUACGGCACCGAGAAUGGCGAAUGGUGUCUGAGGCAGCGCAAAGCUUCAGUGCCAGUAGAAACGUCAAAGGCCCGAGUAGAGGUGCAGAGGUAUAACCCCGGGGACUUAUCCCGGUUGGACAGGCUGCUGAAGACAUUUCAGUACAAAGCUGCGUUGGAUAUCGCCCUGGAUCUUACAUUGGGGCACGUUCUCUCCCUUAUCGAGGAACUGAUUGUUAGGGGCGGCCUGGAGGCGGCGGUUACUAGGACGGACGAGCAUUCAAUUGCCAAGAUUUUAAAUUUUAUAAACCGCCACUUUGGAGUCAAUCACACUUCACUGGGGCUGCUGGAGCUGCUAGAUGCGAUAAUAGAGAGGAACAAAUGGAUUAGUCAGAGCAACAGUGUCGAGAUUACGGACCUGCUUGUGAAGAUAAAGCAGAAGCUGGGAAUGGAAUUGCACCACCGUCAAAUAAUGCACAAGAUGCUUGGGGCAAUUGAAUUUGUUUUAUCGCAUGCAACGAAUUGA